Messenger RNA from Maylandia zebra (zebra mbuna), 3037 nucleotides. It is a transcript of the gene epn3a, whose product is annotated as epsin 3a. Lineage: Eukaryota; Metazoa; Chordata; Actinopteri; Cichliformes; Cichlidae. Gene Ontology annotation, cellular component: plasma membrane; clathrin vesicle coat; endosome. Gene Ontology annotation, molecular function: clathrin binding; phospholipid binding. The record is from RefSeq and is a predicted model, not a curated record. Gene Ontology annotation, biological process: endocytosis.
UCCAUUUUUACUGUGUGUGUUCGCGUGUUUAUAGGGGGCUGUGCCAUCUGCAGGCUCAGUGCCUGGAUUUGUGAUAAGCACACACAACUUAGUUUGAUAACAAACUAAACAGCAGCUUCCGCCUCCGCGCCAUAGUUUGGGAUUCUUACACGGUCCGUGCGCUUCUCGCUGACUGCUUUGGGCUUUAAAUAUCUUUCUCCACUAGUUCUUCUCUGUGCGACAGCUACGGGAUAUGCCGAGAGGCGGAGGCGUUUCUUAUUCUACCCAAAGCUUCCCCAAGUUGGGACCCCACUGACGCGCUAUGACAUGAAGAAGGAGCACACUUGUGGACACAGCUGAAGUCACCUUUGGGCCUUCCCUUUAACCGCAUUUUUCCAUUAAGCUGAACAAGCCGUUUUCCUUUGAAGCAACACAGUGGGCUGGCCUGCUGCUGCUAGAUUUUCUUCCUCUACCUGUUAAACACCGCUGCCAUCAUGCAGACAUCAUCGAUCCGCCGCCAAAUGAAAAACAUGGUCAACAACUACACCGAGGCCGAGAUAAAGGUUAGAGAGGCCACCUCCAACGACCCCUGGGGACCCUCCAGCUCGCUCAUGGCUGAAAUUGCAGAUCUGACCUUCAAUGUUGUGGCUUUCGCAGAGGUUAUGGGUAUGGUCUGGAAGAGGCUCAAUGAUCACGGCAAAAACUGGAGGCAUGUUUACAAGGCGCUCACGCUACUGGACUAUUUAAUCAAAACAGGGUCUGAGCGCGUAGCCAGGGAUUGCCGGGACAACAUAUACAGCAUUCAGACACUGAGAGACUUCCAGUACUUAGAUCGAGAUGGACGUGACCAGGGCCUCAAUGUGAGGGAAAAGGCUAAACAGUUGGUGGCUCUGUUGAGGGAUGAAGAAAAGCUAAAGAAGGAGCGAACCCAGGCACUGAAGACCAAAACACGCAUGACAGGGGUCACAAGUAGCUUAGGUUCGAGUCCCUUACCUCCUCCUUACCCAGGAUACCCGAGUGAUGAGGGCGUCAGGUGCAGAAGCUCUCCUUCCUCCUUCCACUCUCCAGACCUGGAACAAGCACGGCCAGCAACCAGUGGCGAAGAGGAGCUACAGCUGCAGCUGGCCCUGGCUAUGAGCCGAGAAGAAAGUGAAAAGCCACCUCCUCGAGUGGAUAUCGAUGAGCAGACCCAGCUCCAGAUCGCUAUGAGCCUCAGCAAAGAGGAGGCCCACCAGCCAGUCCAACGCGCUCCUGCUGCUGCCCUGGAUAUGGACGAGGAAACUCAGCUCCAGUUGGCCCUGAGCUUGAGCAAGGAGGAGCACCAGCAGGAGCAGCUCAGCCGCCAAGGAGAUGAGUCCCUGCUCCAGAAAGCUCUGGACGAGAGCAAACGUGAAAUGGAGAAAAAAGGCGGGACGGCCUUUAUGGACCUGGUAGAUGUUUUCGCAGUACCCACAGAUCUGCCUCCCAGUGACCAUCGGUGGAAUAAUGCCUCACACCAGGCAGCUGCUGGGGCUGGAGGUACAGACCAUUGGGACUCUUUCGAAGGCAGCCGCGUUCCAAGAGCUGAUUCUCCAUGGAUGGUACCUCCACCUUCAAAUAGCCCUCCCCCACCGUGGGAACCUCCAGCCAACCCCUGGGAUCCACCACAGGACAACGUCUCCAGCCUCAGUCCUGUAUGGUCUUUGCCUGCAAAUACAGGAGCUGAUCUGUUCACAGCGCCUUUAGGAAGAUCAGCCCCUACAGAACCUGCUCCCCGAACUCUAAGUCCCUCAGAUGCUGAUCUGUUUGAUGACGCUAUGGAUGGUGGUCAGGUGAACGGGGCUAGUGGGCGAGAGGACAGCCCUGAGCUUUUUGACCUUUCUCGUCUUCGAGAAAGCCUGAAUGACCCCAGCUCUCGAACAUGCCGGACACCCGAGUCCUUCCUGGACCCUUCGGCAGCUUCCUUGGUGAACUUGGACAGCUUGAUCCCAGGAAACCCAUCAGCCAAGAACAAGAACCCGUUUUUAUCAGGCCUGAAUGCUCCUUCACCCAGCAAUCCAUUCCAAGCAGAUCAGCCGAAACUAAGUCUAAAUCAAAUGGGCACCGGCUCCGCCUUGACGGCUCCCCACGCCACUUCUCUUCCAUACAGUGCCUCCUUGCCGCUGCCUACAAGUCAUCCGGGUGCCAGCAUCCCGUCGUCACAUACUCACCCCACCCAUCCUGGACUGGACUUGCCAGUGAGGCUCCCUGAGCCCUUGUUGCCUUUCUCUUCAGCAAGUGCUCAGGGAUCACAGGCCGCACAGAGCAGUCAAAACCCCUUCUUAUGAGGACAAACUAAACCGGAAAAAAUAUUUUAGAAAAAUGGAAAUUCACUAAAUUGUCCUCUUGAAAUAUUGCUCUAACUGCACACCAAACUACAGCCCAAUGGACUUGUAUGGAAAAACCUAUUCUUAGUUGUUUUUAUAUUCUUGUAAUGCACAAUAACCUUUAGGUAGACGCAAGCUGAAUCUGCUCUUCACUGCAGCAACAUAUCCUGCUCCUCUUUUAAUGAACAGACUACAACAGAGAUAACACUUUUUUUUUUUUUUUUUUAAAUCUAACUACCAAGUGUCAAGUACAAUUUCAAGGUCAUACCCUACAACGUAGAAACAAAAGGUCUGAUAAUAUUUUGCUGUCAACAAACUAAGCUGUAAGUAGAGGGAAGAUGCAUUACAGGUUUAGGUGGUCACUGCUGAUUACACAUUCUCGGUAUGUGCACAUCUACCUGUUCGCUGCUUGAAGUACUGCAUCAUACUGGUAUAUGGCUGGAACAGAGCUGGUGGGGAAAAAUCAGUGUAUACCAGUCUGCUAUUAUGAAAUUCAAGUGGCGAAUGAAGUAAUAGUUUGGGAGGACUGUGAGCAAAUAAUUCAUAUGAAGUAACCUUAAAAAAUGUAUGAAUAUGAGUUUAUUCAUUGCUUGCAAACCACUGACUUCACCAAAUAUAGGAGUGUAUUUACAACACUGCUCAGUUCUUCCCAUGGGUUUAUUCACUUGCAUUUACUCAUUUCCCUUGGUAUCAAUACAUGCUACAUGAAAUCA